AUGACAUACAUGCGUCACAAUAUGAAUCCACCAAUGGCUUCUCUAACGACACAGUUUAGCAAUAUGAACAUAGAGGCAUCACCCCCACCUGUAAGAAAAGUAUACCCCAGAGAAUAUGUCCCCAUGACUUAUUACACACAGGUGCCAAUAAUGCCUGAGUCACCGCAGAGUUCACCUCCAGCAGUGAUUCCUCCUCCAUUGACACCUCAAGUACAUUUGGCAAAUGUUGGUGGAACAACAUACUUUUAUCCCACAAAUGACAGCCUCAAUACUUCCGGAGGAAUGAAGGCAUCUACUUCACAAGGAGGUGGCGAUCGUGCUGUGCCUACAAUGCAAUAUCCUACAUCAUGCCCCCCAAUGUACACAUCAACACCUACACACAUGCCAUCAACCUCAAAACAUGCAGGGUUGGCGACGAUGUUCUACAUGCCGGAGCAGAUUAGAAAUGAGAUGUAUCAAAGAAACGAAUACAUGUACAUGCAGCCAAAUCCACAACAAUACCCCGAUUUACCGGACAAUAUAGAAAUGUAUUCCGUAUUGAUACCUUUAGAAAAUCUAUCGCCACAUUCCAUAACCACAUCGUACCGUGCCACCCAUCGACAGAACGGCGACCACUACGCACUGCGCCGCUUGCACACCUAUGGCACUGUACCAUCUAAGAGAUUUGAAGCGUGGAAACAGAUAGAUCACCCGAACAUAAUCAGAUUACAUGAAUGUUUCAUUACCAAAACUUUUGGGGACCAUUCCAUGAUUUUGGUAUACGACUACCACCCAGCAGCUGUAACUUUAAUGAACAAGUAUAUCGUUGCAAAUGGUGCAGGGAAUAAUCUUGAUGGGUCAAAUGGGUCUUACCACGACCCGUUCUCUUCAGACCCUGAUGCACCUAGGCCCUAUACACAUCAGAAAAAUGCUAUGCUUCGGGCAGUUGCAUGUGGUGCCUUGCUGCCAGAACCAGUAUUGUGGAACAUAAUUGUACAACUCACAGCCGGUUUACGGGCCAUACAUGCGGCGGGACUUGCAUGCAGGACACUGGAUGCUACAAAAGUUGUUAUAACCGGCUGUAGAAUUCGUAUUGCUUGGUGUGGUGUAGCGGAUGCCCUACACGCUAACGAAAUAGAUAAUGAAAAGGCGAAGCAAGAUGAUCUCACUGCACUUGGCAGGUUGAUACUGUCUCUCGCUUGCCGUACGAUACAGUGUGAUAUAGCGACGUCCGUUGAACUAGUUACAAGGUCCUACUCGCAAGACUUAAAAAAUUUGAUAGUUUGUUUACUAUCUGUACAGCACAAGACUGUUAGCGAUCUAAUGCCCAUGAUUGGAGCGAGAUUUUACACGCAGGUUGAAGCUUUCGAAAGGAGGGCAGACCUUUUUGAAAAUCAAUUGGCACAAGAGCUGGACAAUGGGCGAUUGCUUCGUCUCUUACUUAAAAUGAGCUUUAUCAACGAACGACCUGAAAUGAACAUGGAUUUGAAAUGGUCAGAGACCGGCGACAGAUAUCUACUGAAAUUGUUCCGCGACUACGUCUUCCACUCCGUGACUCCCGAGGGCCGUCCAUGGCUCGACCUAGCCCAUGUUGGUUAUUGUCUUAAUAACCUAGACAGUGGCACCAACACCCAGGUGCAGUUGUUAACUCGCGACGAGCGCAGCUUGCUACUAGUGACGUUUGCCGAGCUAAAGCAUUGUCUCGAGCAGGCGUUUGAGGAAUUAACACAAGCCGCCACGCCUUCUCCCUAA
Leptosia nina is the source of this 1731-nucleotide messenger RNA. The record is from the annotation of a GenBank genome assembly. NCBI's taxonomy places the organism in Eukaryota, Metazoa, Arthropoda, Insecta, Lepidoptera, Pieridae.